GAAGAAAUGGCGAAGAAAGUUGCAGUGAUCGGGUCGGGAGCCAGCGGGCUGGCGGCAAUGAAGUGCUGCCUUGACGAAGGACUGCAACCCGUCUGCUUCGAGAAGGGAACAGACAUCGGCGGGCUGUGGAACUUCAGGGAAGACGCCCUGCCCGGCUUCGCCAGCGUCUACCGAUCCACGGUCAUCAACACCAGUAAGGAGAUGUCGUCCUACAGCGACUUCCCGAUCCCCAAGGAGUACCCAAACUUCAUGCACCACUCCUGGGUCAUCAAGUACUUCCGGCUGUACGCGGACAACUUCGGACUCAUCAAGCACAUCAGAUUCCGUCACCAUGUGGACCACGUGAAGCCGAGAGAGGAUUUCUCCCAGACAGGACAGUGGGACGUCACCUACACAAAUGAGAAAAAGGGUAACACCAGCACGGAGAUAUUUGAUGCAGUGAUGGUGUGUACCGGCCACCAUGUGUACCCAAACUACCCCAGGGACAGCUUCCCAGGGAUCGACCACUUCCAGGGCAAAACCCUCCACAGUCAUGACUAUAAGGACCAGCGUGGUUUUGAGAACAAACGCGUCGUUGUGAUCGGCAUCGGGAACUCCGGAGGCGAUAUCGCCGUGGAACUCAGCAGGCAUGCCAAACAGGUGUACCUGAGUACACGUAGAGGAGCCUGGAUCCAUGACCGGGUGUCAGACCACGGCCUCCCCUUCGACAUAGCCAAAAGCAGCCGCUUUCAGAGGACCACCUUCGGCUGGCUUCCCCUGUCCUUGCGGCUGAAACUCAUCCACGAUCGGCUCAACCAGCGCUUUGACCACGCGCUGUACGGCCUUCAGCCGGAGCACCACUUCUUCAGUCAGAACCCGACCGUCAACGACGACAUGCCCAACCGCAUCAUGACAGGUUCCCUCAUCGUCAAGCCCAACAUCAAACGCUUCACCGAGACCGGAGUCGUUUUUGAGGACGACACGGUUGAAGAUGGCGUCGACGCCGUCGUCUUCGCCACGGGGUACCGCUUCGACUUUCCCUUCAUCGACGAGUCGGUCAUGAAAGUCAAGAACAAUCAGGUCGACCUCUACAAGUACGUCUUCCCUCCCAACCUGGACCCCCCCACGCUGAGCAUCAUUGGUCUGGUCCAGCCCCUUGGCUCGGUCAUGCCCAUCUCUGAGAUGCAGUCCCGCUGGGCGACCAGGGUCUUCAAGGGCGUCGACAGGCUCCCGUCGCAAGACGCAAUGUGCGACGACAUUAGGCAGAAGGCGGCCGCCAUGUCCAGGCGGUACUACUCAUCCCCACGGCACACCAUCCAGGUCGAAUACACUCCGUACAUGGAUGAGCUCGCCGGCCAGAUCGGAGUCAAGCCUGACUUCAAGCGUCUGUUCCUCUCCGACCCUCGCCUGGCCAUGGAGGUGUACUUCGGGCCGUGCACGCCUUACCAGUACCGCCUAGUGGGGCCCGGGGCUUGGGAGGGAGCCGGGCAGGCCAUCCGGACACAGUGGGACAGGAUCACCUUCCCCACCAAGACCCGGCCCGUCAAAGUCCCGGCCGGGGCCCGCGCGAAGUCCGGUGGGAUGCCGCCGGGAAUCCUCAAGCUGUUGGUGCUGUUGGUCCUCGUCGUGGCCAUUCUUUUCACGUUUUAG
Molecule: messenger RNA, 1629 nt
Organism: Branchiostoma belcheri (Belcher's lancelet)
Lineage: Eukaryota; Metazoa; Chordata; Leptocardii; Amphioxiformes; Branchiostomatidae
Product: dimethylaniline monooxygenase [N-oxide-forming] 5-like
Exons: 11
Coding region: 7-1629 (540 amino acids)
Molecular function (GO): flavin adenine dinucleotide binding; N,N-dimethylaniline monooxygenase activity; NADP binding
Source: RefSeq, a predicted model, not a curated record